Centruroides sculpturatus (bark scorpion) is the source of this 609-nucleotide messenger RNA. RefSeq lists its product as uncharacterized. The transcript is spliced from 4 exons. Bases 46 to 555 code for a protein of 169 amino acids. NCBI's taxonomy places the organism in Eukaryota, Metazoa, Arthropoda, Arachnida, Scorpiones, Buthidae. The record is from RefSeq and is a predicted model, not a curated record.
UGCAAAAGAAUGGACAGUUUUAUGUAAAUAUUUAUAUUAUUCAAGAUGAGUGAAAGUGAAACAGAAAGUGAGAGAAAUUUUGAGAAGAAUCUUGUUAUACAAGAACGAUCUUCAGGAAGAUUUUUGAAGACGACCGUAGGGAAAUGCGAAAUCUGCAAUAAUAAUACAUAUUUUAAAUCGAAUUUCUAUUACUGUGAAUCUUGUGAAGCUGAAUUUAUUCAAACAAUAGGAUCAGCCGAAACUUUUACUUGUUGUAUGCUUGAAGAAGAUUCUGGCAAUGAUCAAUGUCUUCAUUGUUUUUUGGAUUCCUUUUACAUAAAUGGGAUUACAGCUAGUUCUGUCGGUCUCAAGAGAAUAUCCUUGUUUGAUUCCUCUUAUCUUUCAAAUAACGAAUUUCCUGUGCAAAUGAACAAAAAUGACCCUGCUAAUGAAAUGGAAAAAAUAUUUGAAAAUCACUUUAAUAAAAGCUCGUACGAAUUUUUGUUCUGGAUAUGUUCCCAAGAAGAAAUGUUAAAUUUAACUCCAGUUGACAGGGUAAAUUUUAAACUUAAUUAAAAUAUCAUUAUAUCGGAUGUUCAGGAAGCAUUUCGGGAUUUGCAAACUUAUAAA